CACAGACAACCCGGGUCCCUCCCAUAAUGCCCUUCUCCGACCCGCCCUCUCACCCACUGACCUACCAGCCACAAGGACGUCCCGUCAUCAACCACACAGGGCAUGUCUGUGGCUAGCAGCCCACAAAGACACAAAUCAAAUGAACACAAACACUGACAUCCUGUCCAAUACGGUCGCUACACUAUGUACAUACACAGUACAGGCAUAUGCAUAUACAGUAGCAUUUUACUUCCUGUUCUUGCUUCCUGUAUGGUUCAAACUCUCACCAGAGCCUUGUGUACAUUAUAAAAAUCUGAAUGUUCUGCCAUUUUUAACAAAUUCAGAAUACCCAAUGUUACAAAUGUAUUUUCCUGUAUUUUGAAAAUACAAAAUACAUGUAUUUUAUCUUGAUACAUUUUCUUGCUCCAGUAUUUUGUAUUUUAUUUUGAUACAUUUAGUUGAGAUGUAUUUUGUAACAAGAUACAUUUUGAUAUGGAUAUGGAUAUGUGUUGUGUGCCCUGAGGGUAGGCAAUCCUACAAAUGGUAUGGGUGUAAAAAUGUGUACUUUGUAAUUCACGUCAGACCUUUUUCUCAAAAUUUGUGGUAGCUAUGAUCUAUUAAUCUACCAUGUUUAUUGUGAAUUAAUCUGACCUUCAACAGUGGACAGUCAGUGAUGUUUUCCAGGACAGUAUCACGCAUUUUCUUCAGUGUGUUCUUUCUUUCUUCAUGAUGCACCCCUGGGAUCAGAUAUAUACAUUCCAAACUCCUGCCAGGCUCACUGACAGGCUGACCUGGCCAAUCCUGGCGUUUGAGGGCGGGAACUUCCCAGAUUCAUCCUAGGAAAAACAUAUCCGCUGGCUCCGCGGGACAGACGAGGCUCCUCCCUUUGUUUUGCUCCGGAAAGUACAUGCGUGCGUUUUUACAGUCUCUGGUCCAGACUAGCUCACACCUAACCUGACAGUGUUUUCUGUGGUCCCGUGAUGAAGCCAAGACAGCCAAGCAAGACUGAUAAGUGAAAAGGUUUCAAAUCUGUCAGAGAAUGGCAUUUACACAACCACCAAACUUUUCCUGGGUAGUUCCAAACAAGCUGGCGGGGUUGGCUAUGCCUCGUAUACCUGCUCACUAUCAAUUUCUCCUGGAGAAUAAUAUUCAGCACCUGGUCUGUUUAUGUGAGCGGAGACCUCCCUAUUACGACACUUGUCCAGAAUUGAAACUACACCGUGUUAAAAUAGAUGACUUCUGUGCUCCUAGUAUGGAUCAGAUAAAAAGGUUUCUGUCCAUUGUUGAAGAGGCUAACUCAAAAGGAGAGGGGGUGGCUGUGCAUUGCCUACUCGGCUAUGGGAGAACUGGGACAAUGCUGGCUUGCUACCUGGUGAAGGAGAGAAAGAUCACCGGUGUUGAUGCCAUCACUGAAAUCCGCAGAAUACGCCCUGGUUCCAUCGAGACUCAUGAGCAGGAGAAAGCAGUGGUGCAGUUUCACUAUCACAUUAAAUAAGUUUCUAAUAAUCAGCCAAAAAUGACUCAGUUGCAAUACCAGUGUUAAUGAAAGACAAAGAGCUUGGAAUAAUUUAUUUUGGUGUCUUAUUCAAGCUGUUACCUAUUGGUGUAUUUACAUAUUAAUACACCAAUGUUAAAAGUCAUCAGGUUUGAAAUUCCCUGGUUACAAAGGAAGUGUAUUAAAUGAAAAUAGGCUGCUAAUGGAAAACAGUUGAAAUAAGCUACAGAGGUUUCUUUCAGAGCUGUCCAACUAUAAUCAUAGUUAUAUUUUUAAAAAAAGGAAGUGGAGAGCUCUCGCAACAAUUGACCCUGGCACUCCUGGAAAAUCCAAACACUCAACCUAUUGUCCCUUCAGACAUCAUUGAUCAGUUUCACCUGAUCACUUAUUUAAUUAGGAGCUGCAAUCGUGAAACUCAGCGUGAAGCUUUUAGUGGCAUAAAAUCUGAAAUAAAGGGAGAUAGGUAGUGUGUUGUAGAUAGUACUCUUCUAUGCCAGUUAAGGCUAUGCAACUGGAGGUGACAUCUGUGAUAAAAUACAAAAACUCCUGGAUACACAAAUAAUCCACUUCCUCUUGAGAACAUGAGGUAUUUCUAAUCCUGUUGUGUGUGUGUGUGUGUGUGUAUUGCUGCUCUGUGCUUUGGUGGGGCUCUAGCUGCUGCCCUGUGCUCUGGAGAAGCUGUGGCUGCCUUUUUUUCAAGGGACUGUUCCUGCUUAUCAUAGUCAUCACUGUAAUAGAUCAAGGUCAACUAGAAUGUAAGGUCUAUGAAUAAACUUUAGUGUUGUUGCUUCAGAAGUUGUUUAGCAGUUACCUGAUGAAGUUUGAGAGCUGUAUAAUCUUAAAAUCUUACCAGUCUUAUCUUAUGACCAUUGUAAGGGUUCAUAUAGUUGGCAAGCUAUAGCAUGGUUAAGUAGGUAAAAUCAGGAAUAGUUUAUUAUUAUUAUUAUUAUUAUUAUUAGUAGUAGUAGUAGUAGGGAUAGUAGUAGUAGUUGUAUUUAUUGUCUUGUUGUGUUGUUAUUAUUACUUAACCCCUUUGCUCACAUGCCAA
This is a messenger RNA of Anguilla anguilla (European eel), 2522 nucleotides long. RefSeq names its product dual specificity protein phosphatase 23-like. The transcript is spliced from 4 exons. The record is from RefSeq and is a predicted model, not a curated record. NCBI's taxonomy places the organism in Eukaryota, Metazoa, Chordata, Actinopteri, Anguilliformes, Anguillidae. Gene Ontology annotation, biological process: cilium assembly; protein dephosphorylation. The coding region runs from base 1019 to 1474 and encodes 151 amino acids. Gene Ontology annotation, molecular function: protein tyrosine/serine/threonine phosphatase activity.